UCUAUCACGCCGGAAGAGAAGAAGGUUCUUUCCCCAGCCAUCUUGUGGCAACAUCUAGCGAAGUGUUCGCACCAAGCCUCGUAGAAUCGGAGGAAAAUCCUGCUGAAGGGGCGCCAUCAUGCCCGGACAUAUGCAAGAAGGUUUCGGCUGCGCCAUAGCCAACCGAUUCGACCAACUAUUUGACGACGAGUCGGACCCGUUCGAGCUGUUGAAGGAGGCGGAGAACAAGAAGAAGGAGGCUCCUGUCCCUGGUGCCGCCAAGACCGCGGCUCAAGCCGCCAAGCUCCAGAAAAAGGAGUCCCAGAAAGACAGAAAGGUCGUCCCUGCAGAUAAGAAAGAUGAGCCUCUGGCACCCGUGACUCUGAAGAAAGAUGGACCUGGUCCCAGGAGGAUGGGUCCCAGGCGUGAGGGUCAGGGCCCAGCUGGGGGUCCACCCCGUGAGGGCCAGGGCGAGGGCCGCCCCCCUACAGACAGACCCCCCCGGACAGACAGGCGGCCACCACGCCGUUUCGAGAGGCCCCCCGGCGGAGAAGAUAAGCCAGCCGAGGGAGGAGAGUUCUCUGUGGAGAAGCCCAUUGGUGAUAGGCCGAUGAGAGGACGUGGUGGUGGCCGAGGUGGUGUCCGUGGCGGCAGGGGCCGGGGCAUGGGCAGGAGCGACGGCUUCGACGCCCGAGGAAAGCGUGAAUUCGACAGACACAGUGGCAGUGAUCGGUCCAGCCAGAAAGGUGAGGAGAAACGUGGAGGAAGUGGAUCUCACAACUGGGGCACCGUCAAGGAUGAGAUGGGCGAGCACGACCAAUCGAACGUGACCGAGGAGACCCCCGAGGGAGAGGAGCCUCGGCCCGCUGACUCUGAGAACAAGGAGAACGAGGUUGGUGAACCUAAGGAAGUGGAACCCAAGGAGAUGACUCUGGAUGAAUGGAAGGCCCAGCAGGACAAGGAGAAAACCAAGGUGGAGUUCAACAUCCGCAAGGCCAACGAGGGAGCCGACAGCCUGUGGAAGAAAGGAUACGUGCUGCACAAGUCCAAGGACGAGAAGAAAGCUGAUGCUCUUAUUGAAGCUGCGGUGGAGGCUGAGGCCGUUGCUCCUAAGGCAGAGGACGAUCACCACUUCCGGAAGCCGGCCAAUGACAUCACAGCCCAACUGGAGAUAAACUUUGGGGACCUUGGUCGUCCAAGCCGUGGUCGUGGUGGGCCCCGUGGCGGCAGGGGGGGCCGUGGGCGCGGAGAGGGCAGAGGAGAGUUCCGUGGAGAGUUCCGUGAGCGUGAGCCCAGAGAGCCCCGCGAGCGUGAUGGUGGAGCCCCCACCAGGCCGACUCGCGGAGGACGCACUGACAGGCCAAGUGGGGUGAUUGUGCCCAACGUGGAUGAUCCAGAGGCCUUCCCGGCCCUGGCCUAAGAUGGAGCGGCUGCCCCAUAGGCCCCCAGGCAGACCCCUAGGCCCCUCUACGAGGCUUGCAUGUUUCUGGAUCCUUGAGCAAAAAUGAUAUGAUGGAGAUGACUGUCAUCGCCCAUGACACUUGCAUCUGAGGACUGAAUUUUACCAGUUUUGGAAAAACAGAAAAAAAACAGGAAAAAUAAAAAAAACUAAGAAAAAAGAAAAGGACUUGUUGCUACUUCCGGAGGUUUUGUACUUAGAAACAAGGUAGCAGGGACGUUUUCAUACGGUAUUUUUUUCAGAGAUUAUGCGUUCUUCGUGAAUACUUUUUUGUAUUGCUGCUUGAAAAUAUGCAUUUCCAAAUAUAAGGUAUGAGAAGAGUUAUUCUUUGAGCUUGUGGUGGCCCAUAGCUUGCUAGGCUGUGCAGGGAUGGAACCCAACCCAACUAGCUCUUACCAUACUGGGUAUUUCUGAAGAGGUUACUGCAUCAUCACUCAGUGAGAUUUUGACUGCUUUAGUUCUGGGGUUUUGUGAAUUAUAUAAUUUUUUAAGUAAGGCCUAGACCUCUGAUGUAGGCCUGUAAAAGUAAACUAUUUUCAUGGUAAGAGAUCUUCGAGUGAGAUUGUAUUAUUUCUGAUGGUGCAGAUAGGGACAUUCGUUGAUCUAGUGAUUGUACCUACACUCAACAAAUUGUUAAAAUGGAGCCUAAAUCACUUCUGUAUUAAAAGGUAUUUUGUAUAGAAAAGAGCUUCCAAAUGACUCAAUAGAUCACUUGCACGGGGAAGGAAUACUUCAAUUAUUUAAAAUGUAUCACCUGACAUCUUUGGCUCGUGUGGCUCUAAAGGUGAACAUCUCCCACUGUACUGUUUCAUUUACACACUCUUGGGCUGUGUCUCAAUGGUGUACAGUGGCUUCCUCUCCUUGUUUCCUCUAUACUGCACUUAGCUGGAAACACAGUUGACAUUUAGUUCAGGUCCGAGGAAAGGAGAGGAAGCCAAUUUUAGACUAUUGAGCUGCAGCCUUGGUCCUUUGGAAGCCCUCAGACCUUCUCGCACUGUUUAAACACUCCACUCCAGGGCAGUGUUCAGCAGGGCACCGCGUCACGCAAAGUUCAAAUAGAAAUAUACUUAAUAUAGAACAGAUGUGCUCCUCUGAAAUGUAGAGGAAGUCAUGUCUGCUCUGCUCAUGGCAUCGAUCUUCAACGCUCUGUACAUCGUACCCUGCUGAACAGGGCCCAGUAUACUGAUACCAUUGUGAACCUGCUCCUGCAGUAUUUCCUGUGGUGGUUGAAUAUCCUCCAUUUUGAUUUUACCUUUGGUUCCCUACUGCGGCACUACUGCGUAAUUGCUCUGAAAUAAAUACAGUUAUGUGUGGAUCAGCAAAGUGCUCUAUAGAUGUGUGAACUCUAACCCUGCUAUUAUAGACCUCUGUCGGUAAAUAAAGGUUGAUUCAUUUUUG
Messenger RNA from Coregonus clupeaformis (lake whitefish), 2836 nucleotides. RefSeq names its product plasminogen activator inhibitor 1 RNA-binding protein. Bases 119 to 1399 code for a protein of 426 amino acids. The record is from RefSeq and is a predicted model, not a curated record. NCBI's taxonomy places the organism in Eukaryota, Metazoa, Chordata, Actinopteri, Salmoniformes, Salmonidae. Gene Ontology annotation, cellular component: nucleus; cytoplasm. Gene Ontology annotation, molecular function: mRNA 3'-UTR binding. The transcript is spliced from 9 exons.